AUAACUCGAUAAGACAAUCGCCAAGUUCCGGCUUAGCGGCAGAAGAAAACCACUCGCUUCCAUUACAAUCUCAACCCUCAAUCAUCUCCAAUCUCGACGCCGUCUACCACUCAAAUCCUCCGAAUACAUAUUCAAAAUGUCGUCUUAUUGGUCUUGGUUGGGUGCUUACCCCCUCAAGAAGUUCCCGGCGCCAGUUCUCCGGCCCUAUGCCCCUUUCUUCGUCGCUGGCCUGAUUAUCGCUUACGGUGUCAACUCGGUGCAAAAUUCCAUGAUGCAGUCCGACGAGUGGAAGAACGAUCCCCGCAACCCGAACGCGAAGUCUGGUGGACACUAGAAUGGAGGUGACAAACG
Molecule: messenger RNA, 351 nt
Organism: Daldinia vernicosa
Lineage: Eukaryota; Fungi; Ascomycota; Sordariomycetes; Xylariales; Hypoxylaceae
Product: ATPase, F0 complex, subunit J
Exons: 4
Coding region: 137-334 (65 amino acids)
Biological process (GO): proton motive force-driven ATP synthesis
Molecular function (GO): proton transmembrane transporter activity
Source: RefSeq, a predicted model, not a curated record